AUGGAUGGCAUGCGACCCAAAGGACCAACACAAGACAGCACUGUCCCUUCGCUAAUAAUAACAACCCUGGUCGUAGGGCAAAAUUUGGGACCUAUUUGUAGCCCAACUCCCAACUUGAUGGAAAACUCCCGUCACUCGACCGACUUGACCCUGCAAACAAACCACCGUCUUGUAUUUGAGCUACUGUGCCGCGAGUAUGGCAAACGACUUCACCUGGCUCUUUGUCGGCCUCCUUACAGCCACCCUCCUCCACCCUGCCAACGCAUUUAACCCUGCGAAGGAUCGAUGGCAAUGUAAACAGGGCGAUGCCAUUUGCGUCACCUCCUUUCGGUGGUGCUCUAGCAAUGACCAGGACACCUCGAAGGGCUGCUCGUUCCCAGAAAAUACGUAUCCAUAUUACAACCGCGAGGAAGGCAUGAACCCUGCUCUGGUUCUCUGGGACGAGAAGUACAAUCUAUCCUGGGCAUCCGCCGACCCUGACUACCCCGUUCUUGUGAAUUGGAGAUUUGGGAGAUACAUAAACGCCACCACUAGCGAGUCCUACUCGUGGUCUAAGAGAGAUAAUUCCUUUUCAUUCACCUUCAAAGAGCUAGCUGCCGAUUUCCCGACUAAGAAAUACGACAUAAAUUCUGACGAAGUGAAGAGCAUUAUUGGCAGCGUACUAAAUUCCUUUACUGUCUCUCAACCCGAAAAGCCAUACGGAGAGGAAUACACUUCCAACCCAUGGGUGGACACGUCAGACCAGUUUUCCGUCUUUGACGAUAUUAUCACGCUGUACCUCGACGCGCAGGAAUCAGCGGCCAAGGGAGAGGUCACUCGCCGGUGGAAACUGGGAGUCGGUAUCGGGGUUGGGAUCGGUGUACCACUUUUAAUGGCUGUGUCAUUCCUGAUUGGUAUGUUUAUGAAAGGGGGAGCUGUGCCAAAAUCAUCCGGGCUGAAAACGAGUGACGGAAAUCGUGAGGCCAGAUUAUACAGCAAAGUAGCAACAGAGCAUGAAUGAAUAGAGGGACCAGUACCAGCUCUUGAGUGCUGGCUGUCAACCAUUCUUCUUGACCCUUGGUGCACCAUAUUAAGGUCAGGAGGGAGGAUUCAGGGGGCCAAGACCCAUUAUUUCUUGAAUUAGGUCACUCUUUCACGUUUGGUUUCUGUACGAAGCUAGUCGGAGGUUAUAAAACAGAGUAACCCUUAUAGCUAAGUAGUCCUUUGACACCCUCAGUCCUACCAUACUUGGUAAGAUGUGGAGUAAGUGGUCAAACACUUGGCCCUAACUCGCUCUCUAUUCCA
Messenger RNA from Ilyonectria robusta, 1284 nucleotides. RefSeq lists its product as uncharacterized. NCBI's taxonomy places the organism in Eukaryota, Fungi, Ascomycota, Sordariomycetes, Hypocreales, Nectriaceae. The coding region runs from base 197 to 1000 and encodes 267 amino acids. The transcript has 2 exons. The record is from RefSeq and is a predicted model, not a curated record.